Molecule: messenger RNA, 1614 nt
Organism: Pseudomassariella vexata
Lineage: Eukaryota; Fungi; Ascomycota; Sordariomycetes; Amphisphaeriales; Pseudomassariaceae
Product: major facilitator superfamily domain-containing protein
Exons: 5
Coding region: 1-1614 (537 amino acids)
Biological process (GO): transmembrane transport
Molecular function (GO): transmembrane transporter activity
Source: RefSeq, a predicted model, not a curated record
AUGGAGCGUGACCGUCAUGAAGGCCAAAGUCAGCAGAGCAUAAACUCUCAAAAUAACGACGCGUCCCACAAUGAUGACUCCGUUUCCUCAGAGCCGCCAGAGCACCCGUACCUGGAACGCUUCUCAACCCACCAAUCAUUGGGUCCAGAUGCACCGAUCGAAUGCCGCGAGUCUAUCGUUGAAAUCCCAGAUGAAGUAUACGACCGUUUGCCUAAGCACAGAAAGCUCGUCCUCGUCUUGCUGCUCUCUUUCUGUGCCUUCCUGGCACCCAUCUCCAGCACGACGGUUCUGGCAGCAGUCCCAGAAGUUGCCGCCGAGUAUAACACUACUGGAAUCAUCAUCAACCUGAGCAACGCUAUCUAUAUGCUCUGCAUGGGAAUCAGUCCAAUGAUCUGGGGUCCGAUUAGUCAGGUGUACGGAAGAAGAUGGGUGAUGACGGCUGUAGGCUUUCUUGGAUGCAGCAUCGGAACCGCACUAGCACCGAACCUCGCCGCCUUCUUCGUCUUCCGCAUCCUGACGGCCAUCGAAGGAACCUCGUUCAUCUUGGUAGGAUCUGCGGUGAUAAGUGACAUUUACAGACCAACGGAGCGCGGUACAGCGAUUGGGUGGUUUUUAUCCGGAACUCUAAUCGGACCUGCGUUCGGUCCUUUUGUGGGUGGUAUUAUCGUAACACACACCUCCUGGAGGGUUAUCUUCUGGCUGCAGACUGGCCUUGCAGGCGUAGCGGUUGUAGGCUCCUUCUUUCUUCUGCCGGAGACAAUCUACCACAAGAAGAUCGAUGACCUGAGUGGCUACAGCGGCGUCGAAAAAGGCAAGGUCCUCUGGGGGAUGAUAAACCCGUGGCGGGUCAUCAAGCUAUACGAGUAUCCAAACCUCCUGCUCACAGGCUUGGGGAGUGCAAGCCUGCUCUGGAACAUGUAUAGUCUUCUGAGCCCGAUUCGGUAUAUCCUGAAUCCGCGGUUUAACCUGACGACCCCCAUGCAAGCUGGCCUGUUCUACCUUGCCCCAGGAUGCGGCUAUUUUCUGGGGACGUUCGCGGGCGGACGUUAUGCUGACUAUGUCGUGAAGAAGUACAUUCAGAAACGAGGGGUGAGAAUCCCCGAGGAUCGUAUGUAUUCGGCAUUGCCGUUUAUGGGUAUCGUGAUUCCUGCCUGCGUACUGGUAUAUGGAUGGUGCGUCGAGACGAACCGGGGCGGCAUCCCGCUCGUCGUCAUCGUCCUAUUCCUACAAGGUUUCGCUCAGCUCUUCUGCUUUCCCUCACUGAACUCGUACUGCCUGGACGUGAUGCCGGGCCGGACGGGGGAAGUGGUGGCGGGCAACUACGUCUUCCGGUACAUACUAGCCUGCGCCGGCACGGCGUGCGUCCUGCCAGCGGUGGAGGUCAUGGGCGUCGGCUGGUUUUGCACCAUUAGCGUGGUCCUCCUGAUCCUAAGUUCCCUGGGCAUCCUGGCGACGGUUUGGUGGGGCAAGUCGUGGAGGGACAAAGUCGACGCCAAGAAGAAGGCUAAGCGCCUGACAGAGAAGCCGUCACAUCGUGGCGCUGCUCAAGGCCUUGGCGGCAAUGCUCAUAUCGCUACUCCAGCGGCCGAAACGCAGCGCAAAGACGAAGUCUAA